Malassezia pachydermatis is the source of this 198-nucleotide messenger RNA. RefSeq lists its product as hypothetical. NCBI's taxonomy places the organism in Eukaryota, Fungi, Basidiomycota, Malasseziomycetes, Malasseziales, Malasseziaceae. The record is from RefSeq and is a predicted model, not a curated record. The transcript has a single exon. The coding region runs from base 1 to 198 and encodes 65 amino acids.
AUGCAAGAUUGGUACCAAACAGGCUUUAAUAAGCUUCUUACGACACAAUCCAACAACAUCAGAAACCCCACAGCACGGAUGCUCAUGGCAGAGUCUGCCCUCAUCUACUUCUAUCAUACGAAGCCUGGCGAUGAGACAUUGGUGCCGCCCGUCCUCGGUCAAGAUGGGUCGCCAGGCAUCAACAUGAAUGCCCGUUAG